This is a messenger RNA of Pecten maximus, 10145 nucleotides long. RefSeq names its product narbonolide/10-deoxymethynolide synthase PikA2, modules 3 and 4-like. Gene Ontology annotation, biological process: fatty acid biosynthetic process. The transcript has 7 exons. Gene Ontology annotation, molecular function: fatty acid synthase activity; 3-oxoacyl-[acyl-carrier-protein] synthase activity. The record is from RefSeq and is a predicted model, not a curated record. Lineage: Eukaryota; Metazoa; Mollusca; Bivalvia; Pectinida; Pectinidae.
AAAUUCAAAUACAUAUACAUACCAUAUAUUUUUACGAGCCACUUGUCAGUAUAAUGUGACCGAGUGUGUUGCCAUGCAGUGUAUCUCGGUUUUGCAUUUCAGUAUGUGAUACUACAAAAAGCAUGACCUUAACUGUGCCAAAUGAAACGACAAUGCAGACAGAAUUGCUGAUCAUGUGACAACCAGCAUCCGUAAGAACAUAGGAACAGAGGUUACUGUGUAGGUCGCUACUGCAGAGACAAAGGAAUAUAUUUCUACGGUUGGAUUGCUCAAGUGUAAUGCAUAGCUGUCAGCUUAACUAAUCAACUAUUUACAUUAGUCUUGACAUGUAUAAUGCCUUAGUUGAAAUUUGAACAACAGCUGGCUAUAAAAUCACCAAGCCGUACUCGGUCAUCUCGUGUUCCCUGUAGACCACUUCUAGUGGCGGCAGGAUCAUAGCUUCUGUACUCGAUGGAAGCAGUCGAGGAGAUAGCUAUAGUCGGUAUUGGUUGCCGAUUCCCUGGUGCCAAUAACAUCAGAGAGUUUUGGAAAAUAUUGGUCAAUGGAGAAAAUCAGGUCAAGGAUAUUCCAGGAGACAGAUGGAACAUCGACGCUCUCUACGAUGCAGACCCAGACGCAUACGGAAAAACCUAUGUCCGUCGGGCAGGACUUUUGUCCAACCAUGAUGUUUGGGAUAAUGACUUCUUCGGCAUUGCCGAAAAGGAGGCCUCCGAAAUGGAUCCCCAGCAACGUUACGUCCUGGAAUGUGUACACAUGGCAUUGGAAGAUGGCGGGAUCACCCGUACAGAGCUGGAUGGUUCGCCGACAAGUGUGUAUAUCGGCGCCAUGAACAGUGAUUCAAAGACGUCUAAAGACGGGGACUAUUCACUGCUGACCAACUACUCCGUGACUGGGGAUGCCGCCAGCAUAAUCACGGCUCGAGUGUCGUACAACUACAACUUGCUGGGUCCUUCAUUAACUAUCGACACGGCCUGUUCCUCUUCACUCGUUGCUAUCAACCUGGCAACACAAUCCCUGAGAAUAGGUGAAUCGUCGAUGGCGAUAUGUGGCGGUGUCAACAGUAUUCUGUACCCAGACAUGUUUGUCACUCUGACGAAGGCCCGGAUGGCGUCACCUACCGGUCAGUGCCAAGCUUUCUCCGCUAAGGCCGACGGAUAUGCUCGUGGAGAGGGGUGUGGCAUUGUCAUACUAGAGAGACUGAGUGAUGCCAUGAACAACGAUAGACAGAUAUGGGCGACCAUUCGUACGGGCUGUAACCAAGAUGGCCGGACUGCGAAACCAAUAACAGCGCCGUCAGAGGUCCAACAGAGACAGCUCCUUCGCGAUAUAUAUCUCAAUUCUUAUCACAUCAACCCCUGUGAUGUACAGUACAUAGAGGCACAUGAAUAUAUAAGACAUAUGCAUGCAUGUAUCUCUUCAGGUACCGGAACACCCAUCGGUGACCCCGUUGAGGUCAACAGUCUCGGGAGCUUCUUUAAAGACUAUCCAAUAUAUAAUGAUGACGUAAAGCAACAGCGAUAUAUCGGAUCUGUCAAAACCAACAUUGGUCAUCUCGAAUCCGGAGCUGGAGCUGCAAGUCUUAUCAAGACUCUUUUGAUGAUGAAGCAUGGAGAAAUAGUACCAUCUCUACAUUCACUUCCACGAAACCCCAAGAUUGACUUCGAGAGUUAUGAACUCGACGUACCUACAUCCGUUCACUCAUGGCCUGCACUACAAGAUGGUUCAAGAGCUGCAUGCAUCAACUGUUUCGGAUUCGGUGGCACGAACAGCCACGCUUUUGUAAGGCAAUGGGUUGCAAAGCCAACUGAUCCUUGUCAAGGGAAUGGUAGUGACGACAAACUGACCUGUGUACCUAUUUCGGCUAGAACUCAAACAAGCUUAGUUAACACGAUAAAGCAUAUGGUUACAUGGAUGUCCGAAGAACCAUGUGAUUUAAAGCGAUUGGCAUACACUGCUUCGUGUAAACGAGAUCAUUAUCGAUACCGAGAAAUGCUAAUCGGGUCCAAUGUUUCCGAUUUAAUCAAAAGUGGCAACAGUGCCAUAGACCGUAUAUCAAACAACACAGUUAUAUCAGGCAGAAAUUACAGGAUAGUAUAUGUGCUGUGCGGAGUUGGGACGGCCUGGACCAAAAUGGGAAUGGAACUUGUAAAAGACUUCUCUAUUUUCGCCGAAACAUUGAGAGGUAUUGACACGCAUCUGAUGUUACUGACGGGAUGGUCGAUAACGGACAAAAUCCGAGACGGUGCAGAUAUGGAGGACCCCUUCAUUAGCCAUAUUGGAAUAUUUGCAUGUCAACUUGGACUGUCAAAUCUGUUGAAUCACUGGGGUAUAUGUCCUGAUGCGAUUGUUGGUCAGUCUGUAGGUGAGGUGGCAGCAGCCUACAUCAGUGGCGUACUGUCAUUGAGUGAUGCCGUUAAGGUUAUCUACUACAGAUCUAGAUUGUUAGCAGAAACAUUGGAAGGGAAAAUGAUGGUGGUGAGAAACUUUAGUACCACAAAGGUAGCGCAGAUAUGUGACAGGGUUGAUAACGUCAAUAUUGCAGUACAUAUCAGUCCAGUUGCAUGUACACUAUCUGGUGAUAAUACACAAAUAAAGACAAUGAGAUCCCUAAUAAUAAAAGAAAACAAAACGACAAAUUCUGUACCAUUCCUUCAUGAUUUGAACGUAAAAUGUGCUUACCACAGUUACAAGGUCGACCAUGCAGCUCAGAGCGUUAAAGAAAGUUUGGAGGGGAUUAAACCUAACACUGAAAAUAUACCAAUAUUCUCCACUGUGACGGGGAAGAUAGCUGACGAUUUCGGUACACCGGAGUAUUGGCAGCAAAAUGUCGUUAAACCAGUACUGUUUCAUCAGGCUCUGCAAGAAUCUACGAACAACCAUUCAACUUUAUUCCUAGAAAUUGGUCCCCAACCAGUUUUGAAAGCUCACUUAAGGGAUAUAUUUAAAGAUGGGAAUGUCACUGCAAUUCCAGCUAUGAAAUUAAAUGAUGGUACACUACAAAUUCUUACAUUGCUUAGCGACUUGUACAAAAUUGGUAUCAAUCCACGCUGGGAACACAUUGUAGAAAGACACAACCUAACAGACAUUCCCCAGUAUCAGUUUGAUGGCAAACACUUGAUGGUAGAGUCGGAUUUCCGCUUCUUAAGAAAACAGGGCUUGGAUGAUGACUCCUCAUGGAGAAAUCUUAUGUUGACAAAGAAGGAAACAGCGGGGGAUUUCAAGGUAAAUUUUAGUCCAAACGCUACACCAUUUGUGUACGACCACAUCAUUGAUGAUGCCGUCAUUAUCCCUGGAGCUGCCUAUACUGAAGUAGCAUUUGAACUCGGUAUGAGUGUGAUGGAUGCAGCUGCGGAAAGUUUGCAUGUAGAGUACGAUAUCAUCAAAGCAAUCCCCUUGUUCAAGGGUACACCCUCUUAUCUUGAUAUGACAUCUGAGAAAAUAGAAACUAAUGAUGGUUUUAUGGAUAUCGAGUUCACAAUAACAAAGGAUGAAAUGCCUUUUGCUAAAGGAACCGUUACUAACAGAAAUUAUACUCAAAUGUCAGUCGUCCCUAUUGAUGAUUUAUGCAAACACGAUGGCAAACAUAUGAAAUGUAAGGAAAUAUACAAAGAGUUGGCAAAGCAUGGCUACAAAUACGGCCCAUCAGUCCAGGUCCUUGAAUCUAUUACAUUUAACAAAGAUGAAUGCACUGCUUACCUAUCUCUCACUGCAGAUGUAGCACGACAAAUAAAUAAAACGUCCUUCCACCCUGCUGUUCUAGACGCCAUGCUGCAUUCGAGCGCUCUGAGUUUUCUUUCUGAUCAAAAGACAUCUUCUUACAAAAUCUACCCUAUUCGUAUUGGUAGAGUUUCUGUAUUCAGAUCAUUUGAGAAACAAAUGAUAUGUUAUACAAGAGUAAUAAAAGAAGUUUAUGAUAGGAGCAUCACCAACAUCAUUCUCACUCGAAUGGAUGGUCUAGUUCUGGCUGAAGUUAGGGAUAUCGAGCAUCGGAUUAUAGAUGGUACCAUAGGGGUAAACGCUGUGACAUAUCAGGUCGUCUGGACUUUGGCAGAUAUUUCUACAGUUUUCGACGAAUCACCAGGUGAUGAUGAAUCAUAUGAAAAUGUGACAAUUUGUUACGAAGAUCGCAGCGUUCAUGACACACUGAGGACAAUAUACCCACGAGGAGAAUCCUUUCGGCUGAGCGAUGUGGCAGAGGACCCCACGUCGAUGAUAUCAGCAGCAGACACUAAAGGCGUGGGUACGGUGCUAUUUGUUCCAGAUUCUAGCGUUGUUCAGCGAAUCAAAAGUGGCUAUGAUGUGUUUCAUUGUGAGUGCAGAAACUGCGAGGCAUUUCUUAACAUAAUGAAGAGACUAAAAACCACUGAGAAAAAUAUAAUAAUAGUGACAGAGAACACACAACAUGGUGGCGGAAACACUAAUACAAACAGGAGUGUAUUUGGUGCUGAAUUAUGGGGGUUCACCAGAUCUCUGCGACAGGAGGGAACAAAAUGCCGGAUGGUCCUGAUUGAUGUACAGCCGUCUAUUGCCGAUAAAAUAGGGAAACUGUAUCAAACGAUCCAAUACGUUACGUACACCGAUACUUCAUUAUCGGAAUGUCUAAUCACUGAUGGACAGGUAUAUAGUAACUUCCUACAGCGAACCCCACGAAGUGCUUUACAAAUCGAUCACAGAAUUCUUGAUACAGAUGCACACCUUGACCUGCAGUUACGGUAUACCAAGCCGGACAGAAUCGUAUGUCCGUUUCUGAUACCUGGUGAUGCCAUAUGCACAUCCAGGAAGAAUGAAGUAAUCCUUCAUGUUGAUGAAUUGUGUAUGCAUACGCCAAGUGAAUUUUGUGUGACGGAAGUUGAUUCCAGUCUCCACAAACCCCUUUGGGCAGAUUACAAAGACAGGUAUCCAGUUAUAGGCUUAGGAUUCUUACGCACACUGCGUGGUUCAAAGGAAUCGAAACGGGCAGUUGCGUGCUACCCAACGAGAGUUGCAAAUCGGAUAUCUGUACCAGAACAAUGUGUGUGUGAUCUCGAAAGCUUGCCAAUGUACACACCUGGACUUAUAACCAAGUCAAUGCUAAUGUGGUCUCUCACGUAAACGGUCCCAGCCAAAUCUGAAGUUUUUAUUAUCACGGACUCGGACCCCUCUGAUGACAUAGCAGUUAUCCUUCUAUGUGUCAUGCUGAAGACAGUUAAGCAAAACCAUGUCCAAAUUGAAUCAAUAAACACUUUGGAUGGUGUGUAUGAGCACGAGAAUAGCGUGUUUGUGUUACUAGACAAAUAUUCCCUAUCCCAAAUAGCGUGCAUUUUACGAUCAGGAAAUACCAUUGUGGGUUAUGAUGAUGUCAUGUCCUGCCUGUCGAAUCAUGCAAUCCAGCUACGUACCAAGCAAAUUCAUGUUGAUAUCAUUAAUCGCACUAACGUUUUCGAUGUAAAAUGCAUUAUUUCUACUUUCCAAAAAGUUGUGCGAUGGUUGAAACGUCAAUCAAAACGACAUGGUCUGUGUAAUAAAGUCAGAAAAGCACAAACAGUGCCGACAAUUAGACUUUAUAACGGAAAAGGUGAUACAACGGGGGAAAUCAACACGAAGGCAAUGGAAGACAGACUUAUUCACUACAGUGCAGCAUACGUGGUUAUUGGUGGAAUGACAGGCCUCGGCUGGGAGAUUGUCAAGUGGCUUGGUUGUAAAGGUGCUGGCGUUGUUGUGCCGUUAUCAAGAAAAGGUUAUAAUCCACAAAUGGUUGCACAGCUUCAGAACGCAAUGGACAUACACAAGUAUACAAUUGUACCAAUGAGUUGCAAUGUUGCUAAUUAUGCUGAUGUUGAGAAAACUUUUUCUGCCAUCAAGACAUAAUUCCCAAAUCAUCCAAUCAAGGGUAUAUUCCAGGGGGCAGGAGUGCUGAGAGAUACCCGCAUUGAAACGAUGACAAUGGAGAAGUUCAAAGAAGUGUUGCAGCCAAAGGUUUUAGGUACAUGGAACCUACACAUUGCAUCAAAGGACUUACGUUUGGAUUUCUUUGUAAUGCAUUCAUCUACCACCUCCGUCUUUGGAAAUGCUGGUCAGACACAUUACGGAGCAGCCAAUUCCUUCAUGGAUUCACUAGCCAUGUACAGACGAGCACACAACCUGCCUGGCCAGAGCAUAAACUGGGGCGCAUUGUCGGUUGGUAUGGCAGGUGACGAAACAAUUCGAAAUAAUCUCGAAGCGCAGGGAUAUUACGUACUUGAAACAGAUAAUAUCAAGGAAUGCCUUAUGGAUUCCUUACUUCGAAACCCAUGCCAUAUACUCUACGGUCUGUUUGACUGGAAUAUUAUAAAAAAAACAAUCACAUCAUGAUGCGAACGUCUGCAUUUGACAAAGAAGAAAAAGUGGAAACCAGUAAAUCGUCAGUCCAGCGACGUGCCGUGAAUACUGUCCUCAAUAUUCCCAAGUUUAUUGAAUUAUCAUUUGAAAAUCAGAAAGAGACACUCAAACACAUGUUGAUUCGCUGCAUCUGUAGAGUUUUAUCGGUAGAUGAAAACGAAUUGCAAGAAAAACAAAACCUCAUCAGUCUAGGUAUGGAGUCGCAGAAAGCUGUAGAAUUAAUCCAGUUGGUCAAUGAAACCACAGGUUGUCGACUUCCGGUAGCUUAUAUCCUAUCUCCAAAUUAUACUACAGGAAUGCUGAUCGAUUUUGCACAUACAAACAUCAUUAGUAAAUUCAACACGGUGGUAACGGAAUCUUAAGAAAUAAAAGAAGACGCACACGGGUCUCCAUCGUGGAUGGAAAUGUACUACAUUGACAUGCGUGACAAGAAUCCACAAGACUCGAGUCUUUGGUUCAGCAUUGAUUUCAAACUAGGAUCUGGUCUGUCAGAUAUACAAAUGUGGGGUACGGUCUUGCGAUGGAUCACAAUCAGAAAUCCGGAAUUGCGAACGGUGUUUCAACCUACUGAUAGGAAUUUCAGAUUUGGAAUUAGGAAGGUUAUUCUCGAUCCAGAAGAUGCAAAGAUAGACUUUCGGUGCGUUGACUAUCUCGUGAUAACGAGUCCGAUAGAUCAAGAUAUUACCAGAUAUUGCACAUUCGAUAUUACAACCGAUCCGCCAUUGCGGGUCCUGUAUUGUAACAGUGGAAAGAAACAUCGUAUAAAGUUUAUCAUUAGUCACGUCAGUUUUGACUUGCAAGGCUUCUUUACACUAGUUCCACAGUUCCGACUCUACUUAUUAGCGUAUGUUUUUAAGAAGAAUAUUACAGUUGAACCUGUAGAGACACUGGAUAUAGCUGUACUCAUGGAAGAACGUCUCGAUACAGAGAGGUCGUAUUUGGAGAAUUUUUGGAGAGGAGAGCUUGAUAAGAUAAAUGGUGUACCGUCAAUAGUCAGCUCUGUAAUACCCGUACCGAUGUCGGAGAAGACCGAGAAAAUAUCGCUACAGCUUCCAAAAGAGGUGGUAAAUAAAAUCCAUUCCAACGACUAUCACGUGACAGCACCUAUGCUACUCUUCAGUUUGUAUCAAAUUCUUCUCCAAAGAAUGAUACGUGUGUCUGCAAUUCCUGUUGUUAUGACAAUAGACAUGCGCCGACAUUUUCCCGAGUUCAUCGACAGAAUAUUUCUGGGCACAAACUAUGUACCCGUCAUAACAGAUUUCCAAAACAACAAUUCAACAUUACGGGAAGGUAUUUCUGCUUGUUCCAAUCAAGCUAUGGUCACCAGUGCCUGCAAUCUGUACCCGUUCCAUCUGAUUAAGGAGGUCGACGUUAAUAAACAAAACAGUUUCCGACAUUUUUUCAAUAUCAGAGAUAUAUCACAACAGCCAACCAGACGUACUCAACCUGCCAACUACUACAUGGAAAGUAAAAGCUAUGACACAGGCUUUCUAAACCUAAUCGAAACAGCCUUGAAUGUUGUGACUAACCACGAGGAUGGAUCUGUAGAAUUAGUGCUGAGUUAUGAAUCGGAAGUUGUUAGUUCAUCCAAAGCGAAGACAAUGCUUGAUGACUUCUCAUUAUUGGCCAGUGCUGCUGUUACGUAUCCGGAUAUCCGGUUAAGCGAUAUUCAAUUAGAGUGCUGUGAAAACGAUGCUUCUGAUAAGAUGGACAAAAGUCUGUCAUCUGCGAUAUUUUUGAAAGAGACGUCAAAAUUCUGGGAGUACCCGGUACAGUUGAAAGUGGAUUGCAUGAACAAUGUGCCUCAUAUAUCAUGGACUAAGCCAGAGAAAAAGGGGUCUUCACUUCGGAGGAUCUUCAUCCCAUGUAUCGUCGAUGUAGACAUCAACAGACUAAAUGAUUCCUGGUGUCUAUUCAUCCAGACAACAAAGAGACGGUACUGCUUUAAAAUGAGUGACUACUUCAUGGUCCGAGCCUGGAAAGGAAGAAUCCGGAAAUUGAUAUCCAGCAACAGGUAGAAUUAUGGACAAAUAAGCGUAUGAAAUCAACAUUCAACAAUGUGAGACAGCGAUUAGAAGAUGUUCAGACGAAUCCACUGCAGUAUCAGUAGAGUGUACAUACAUGUAUGUGGUCAGUACUCGGAGAAAAACCACCGACCUACGGUCAGUACCUGGCAACUGCCCCACGUAGGUUUCGAACUCGCAACCCAGAGGUGGAGGGCUAGUGUUAAAGUGUCGGGACACCUUAACCACUCGGCCACCGCGGCCCCUUAAUCUUAACUAAGGAACUUUCCUUAAGUUAUGUAAUGAUUUCCCAAAACAUUAAGUUAAAAGAAUUUCCUUACAUUAAGGAUAUUAAUGUUACUGGAUGACCUUAUCAUCUUUUUAUUGUGUCACCAUCACCUAUCAUAAUCCUUUAUUUGCUUUCCUUUCGAAAAGAAACACAUUUGAAAUUCUCCGUACAUACAGGACGAUGAUUAAUAGCGAAGACCUACUCAAGGCGUUUUAUUUAUAUUUUAGCAAAGAUAUUAAUGAGACCCGUCAGCAGUUUUACACAGAUAAUUAGUGUACUGACAUUUGCUUUUGCCACUUUCAAUAAAUUACUAAAAUACGGUUACUCUCAUAACAUCAAUAUCUGUCUUGGGUUGAAGUUAAAGUAAUUAAUUAAUUUGUAUAUGUUCCUUGCUCACAUAUAUAUCUCAUUCAAACUCUUUUUAUUUAGUUAAGGGUUCGUCCGAGGGAAAAGGACAUUAGGUAAUGAUUCCUGUUCUAGACACCGUUUAUAAUUAAACAUGUAUUAGUACAGUCUGAUAGUAUAAAGGGCAGCUAAGCACUUAGCUUAAUUUAUGCAUCGUGAGGCCUGCACAUUUCCAAAUUUUCGUAUUAUUUUGCUACAAAUUAUACACGAGUUAUUUCCCUUUAUAACUUAUAUUUCCAUACAUACUUAUCUGCCCCUGUCAAGCAGCUAGGAAUUAUGGGUAGCAGCUUUCGACGCGCGCCAUUAAAAAAUUGUCAACAAAGAUUUGUAAUUUGAAAUAUUCUACUAAUUUCCUGAGUUCCUUUGGUCUUCACACUUAACCCACCCACUUCCUCCCCUGAUUCUUCUAUCUUCUUAUUUUAUGUUUACUAUAUUGGAUGAUGUUUCACAUGCCUGUAUGAAGGCGGAGUUUGGCAACCCCCACACAGGCUUUUGUUGUAAUUGACCACCAUUGUCAUUUUUAGAUGUUUAUUUUUGGACGUUUUUUAAUUAUUGUGUUAUGCUAUGUUAAUUUUGUAUUGUUAAUUUGUAAUAUGUUUAGAAUUGAUAUUAAAUGUCACCAUAUGCCAUAUAUGGUGGCCAUUUUCAAUCUAUACAUUCUUUUUGUUGUCUGUGACAGGACCGAAGAUGCAUAAAUAAGAUUACAAGUUAUACAAGUAGUAUUCACUGAGGCCGAGUACACGAGUACACAUCAUUAGAUGUGUUGUGUGUGAGUGAUUGUGAGGGUGUGUGUGUGUGUGUGUGUGUGUGUGUGUGGGUGUGUGUAUGUGUGUGUGCAAGGAUGUAUGUGUGUGUCAUGUAGGAUGUAGGUAUGCAAGUCUGUAUCAUAAAGAGUACAUGUUUAUAGAAUCGAUUAUAAAUUAUCAUUCUACUCUGAAUAUCUUUGUAAUAUAACCAAUGACGCUUACAUUCCUUCAACUAUUUCUUUACAUAUAUAUAUAUAUAUAUAUAUAUAUAUAUUUCACUGUCUAUAUUUACUUAUUCACUUUACUCUGUAUAUAUGUGGUACCUUUGGAGAGGACUUAUAUAGG